AUGCCCAGAAUAUAUUUAUGGGUUCUCCAAUUUUGUAUUUUAAUAAAUCUAAUUUAUGGAUCAUCGAAAAUAAAUAAUAAUCCAGCUGAAAUUAAAUCGUUACCAGGCUUAAACGCAACACUUAAUUUUAAACAUUAUUCAGGUUAUUUGGAUGCAGGAAAUGACAAUUUAUUUCACUAUAUGUUUGUGGAAUCCCAAGGAAAUCCGAAAAUAGAUCCAUUGGUUUUGUGGCUAAAUGGAGGUCCUGGUUGUUCAUCUCUUGGUGGUUUAUUUGAAGAAUUGGGCCCUUAUUUAAUCAACAAAGAUGGCAAAACACUUCGCCUAAAUCCUUAUUCAUGGAAUAACUAUGCCUCAAUUUUAUUUUUAGAAUCCCCUGCGUGGGUUGGAUUUUCGUAUAACACAAGAAAUAAAAAUGUUUUGACAAAUGAUGAUGAGGUACUUUUUUAUGCCAAAGUCAUGCUUUACUGUGAGAUACCCCAAGAUUAA
This is a messenger RNA of Meloidogyne enterolobii, 486 nucleotides long. The record is from the annotation of a GenBank genome assembly. Lineage: Eukaryota; Metazoa; Nematoda; Chromadorea; Rhabditida; Meloidogynidae.